Messenger RNA from Bombus terrestris (buff-tailed bumblebee), 1951 nucleotides. Its product is annotated as ankyrin repeat and MYND domain-containing protein 2. The transcript is spliced from 3 exons. Lineage: Eukaryota; Metazoa; Arthropoda; Insecta; Hymenoptera; Apidae. Gene Ontology annotation, molecular function: protein binding. The record is from RefSeq and is a predicted model, not a curated record. Bases 213 to 1436 code for a protein of 407 amino acids.
UAUUUAGAUAUUUCGACAUAUUACAGUCGAGCUUAUAGGAUAAAUUACCUUGCAUUAUAUUUCGUUUCUAAUCGACGAGUGGCAUUAUAAAUCUUGAUUUUGUGAAUCAUCGGUAUUUCAGUUGAUGUAGCAUAAAAUCUUAUGAAGUGAUAAAUCUAUCUUGUAGCUUAUCUGUGUUUGAAUUCUCGUUAUACUGAUCGAUCGUAGAAAAAAUGGCGCCUUCUCUAGAGGGUCUAAUUGCUGUACAAAAGCAAAUUUUUACAAGAAUUAGCAACAAUGAAGUAUCUGAGCUCAAGACAUUGUUGGCGGCAAAUAAAAUCAAAAUGGAUUUUGUGGAUGAAAAUGGUAUGAGUCCACUUCAACAUGCCUGUUACAAAGGAAACAAGGAAAUAGUACAGAUGCUUUUAGAUCAGGGAGCAGAUGUGAAUGCAUGUCAACAUGAGCAUGCAUAUACAGCAUUACAUUUUGCUGCUCUUAGUGGAAAUGCAGAGCUAUGUCAUCUCUUAAUGUCUUAUGGAGCACGUUUGACAGCAACAAACAGCGUGGGACGAACUCCGGCACAGAUGGCAGCAUUUGUUGGAAAUCAUAAUUGUGUAGCAACUAUCAAUAAUUUUAUUCCAAAAGCUGAUAUAGAUUAUUAUGUCAAACCACAAGGUUUACAAACGGAAUCGAUGCUUCCUCCACAUCUAGCAGACUCUUUCCAUAAAUUUAUAAUGCAAAUCAAUGUGCAUCCUGUACGUGUAGCUAUGAAUUUACAGAGAUACCCUGGUCUUUUAGAAAAUGCUGCUAAGGUACAAAAGGUUUUGGAAUCUAUGCACCAUAAAGAAAUGACAAAAGGUGCAGAAACAAACGAAGUGAUGGCAUUUAAAUAUCAUUAUCUAAGUUGCAUUGUAGCUGAAGUAAUCAAGUUUCAGAAGAGACAAGAAGCAAUGAAGGCGGAGAAGACUGACAAAACAAACGAAGAAGGAGAAGAGAAAAAAUCAGAUACUAUCGAGGGUCUAAUAAGAAAGUUUCUAAAGUGUAGUAAAAGCGAUGGUAUACCAGAAUAUCAGGAAGCUUUUCUAAGAGAAAGUGUAAGAGAAUUUCCAUAUAGAGAAAGUACCAUUUUUCGCCAAAUGGUCGCAACUCUUGCAGCUAGCGAUCCACCUUCUGCCGCGUCAGUAGUAUCAGCUGCGAUUGAUGGUCAGAGAGCUUUCUUAGACAAUGCUCAAGUCUGCAUUACUUGUGGAGAAGAUAAAGCUAACAAAAAAUGUAGCAAAUGUAAAGCAGUGCAAUAUUGUGACAGAGAAUGCCAAAGACUCCAUUGGUUUAUGCAUAAAAAAGCAUGUACCAGAUUAGGUCAAAAUAUAACGCCAAGCGCAAAGAUAAGCGAUGCAGAUAAAGAACAAAUAAGCAACGCUGUAAGCUCUAGACUACAAAAUCUAAGUGUUAACUAAACACAAUAAAAAGUAAAAAAAAUUCUAAGCAAUUAACUUCAAUGUGCUGUACGUAUCUGUUUAAUUUUAUAUUACAUUAAUUCAGAUGAAAAACUGAGAAGAUAUUCUUGUUCAUACAUUUGACAAAUAGUUCUGAAUUUUUUAAUUUACAGAAUUUAAAGAACUUUUUAUGUAUCAUGACACAUUUUUAUCUUUUUUGUCCAGAAUAAUUCAUUAUAUAUUAUAAAUAAUUAUCGUUAUCAUGUAUUAUAAACGGUUUCGUAUGCAAAUAUUCAGUUAAACUAUUAUUUCCUCAGGAUUGUAUUCUUGUGGGUUGUCGUCACCAUAAAAAUAAAAUAUACUUAUAAACACAUUUGUAUUAUUUCGAAAUUUUAUUGUUCUUAAAAUUUUAUAAAAUUUAUUUAAGAAGCUACCAUGGAUGUAUAAAAAAUUUGUAUAGCAGCAAAUUUCGACAAGAACCUUGUAGAACUAUCUAAAACAUCUCAAUGAAUAAAAGAUAUAUACAUAUCCUAAAA